AUGCAAACAACUGCAAAUACGACUCCGAAAACAACUCCCAAGAUCAAUCCUACUGCACCACCAAAAAAACUCAAUGCUAAAGGGGUACCAAUGCCACCAAUGGCUGCCAGCAUGCCAAAAAUCACAGGACCAAUAAAUAACGAAACAAAUGCAGCGAAUAUUAAGGAAAUUAAUAAAGAUCCAAUCCAUAAUAAUGCAUUUGAAAAAAUCCAGAUUCAUCUAACGAUUCCAACAUUAAAAGAAAUUCUUCACGUAAUCGAAUGGAUUUUAGCAAGAUUAGCUUUUCGAAUAUUCACUGCACCUGAAAAGCUCACAAUACCACAUGUCCGAAUAAAGUUACGCCCUUCAUCAUAA
This is a messenger RNA of Racocetra fulgida, 354 nucleotides long. The record is from the annotation of a GenBank genome assembly. Lineage: Eukaryota; Fungi; Glomeromycota; Glomeromycetes; Diversisporales; Gigasporaceae.